AUGGAUAUUUGGGAUUUUGAAGAUCCUAUUGGGACUCCGUUGAAAUAUUCAACAAAGAAAGGAAAUUAUUGUAUUCAAAAUGGUAUACAAUUUGUUGAAGAUGAUCUUUUAGAUGAAUUUUUCUCAAUAACAAAUCAAAAUAUUAAUAAUAUUCCACGUUCAAUGAUUAAUAAUAAUACUGGGUUUGGCACACAAUUUCUUAAUGAAAAUAAUUUCAAUAAUUAUGAGCAAUCUUUCCCCUCAAACAUUGAUCAAAAAAAUUAUUGUGCUUACAAUUCAAAAUUUACCAAAAAAUUUGAUUAUUCAUAUAGUAAUGAAAGAUCAUUGAAAAAAAAAUUUAAUUACAGUAAUAAUUCUGCAAUUAUUCCACAAUAUUUUGAUAUUCCACCUGAUUCAAAUUUUUUCAUUAUUAAAUCUUUUACUUUAGAACACAUUCAACGUGCUUAUGAAUAUAAUAUUUGGUCAUCAACUCAUGUUGGUAAUAAAAAAUUAUCUUCUUGUUUUAAAUCAGGUAAAUCUGAUUCAAAAAUAUUCUUAUUCUUUUCUGUUAAUGGAUCUGGUAAAUUUUGUGGUGUUGCAGAAAUGAUUUCUGAUUUAUCAAAGGAUUUGGAUACUAGUAUAUGGGAAAAUAAUUCGAAAUAUGGUUCUGCUUUUAAAAUUAAAUGGUUAUGUGUUAGAGAUAUUGAAAACAGAAUGUUUAAACAUUUAAUUGUACCAGAUAAUCAAAAUAAACCUGUAACUAAUUCAAGAGAUACUCAAAUAUUACCAAAAGAAGUGGGAAUUAGUAUGUUAAAUAUUUUUCAAUCAAAACAUAUUAAAGUUACUUCUUUCUUAGAUACAGAAGAAUGA
This is a messenger RNA of Maudiozyma saulgeensis, 849 nucleotides long. NCBI's taxonomy places the organism in Eukaryota, Fungi, Ascomycota, Saccharomycetes, Saccharomycetales, Saccharomycetaceae. The record is from the annotation of a GenBank genome assembly.